AUGGAGACGCGCGCGAUCCGCGAGACGCAGCUGGAGACGUACACGAGCAACCUGGGGUCGGUGGCGCUGGCGCUGGCGGCGCUGCUGUGGCUGACGCUGCCGCCGCUGUGGAGCGUCGUCAACGGCGAGUGGAGCGCCGCCAUCCUGCCGAGUCUCUUGGCCAUUGCAGGCCACGGACUGUUCGUGCUCUCGGUGCUGCUGGUGCUCCGAGUGGCGCAAGUGCAGGGGGAGGAGCUGCUCAUCCAGUUCAAUGCCAAGUACUUGGUUCGAGUGAGCAAGCCCGAAGCUGCCCCGGUGCCGCUGGAUCGUGCUGCUCAGUUGGACGAGGUGAUGAAGCUCAACUCGCUUCGUGGACGGUUGUCGGGCAAAAAGGACUCGUCGGCUGGGAAGACGCAGAUGCAGGAGGAGCGCUCGUUCUUCGACCCUGCCCCUGUGAAGACCGUGGAGGAUGGCAAGGCGUACCUCCGUCGUCUGCAGAAGGCGCAGAAGCAGAAGGAGGCGGAGGAGUCGAUGCAAUCGGCGUCGGCGUACGGCAUGGAGAACUCGUACCAAAGUGAUGCCUUCGGAAUUUACGGUAACGCGUCCAUGGUUCCACGCGUGUACCAGGCGUCGGGCUUCGACCCUCACCUUCGCGAUGUCAGCAUUGGGGAUGAGGAAGAGGACCCUCUGCGCACGUCGUCGCUUCCCCACAUCGCAUGGCAGCAGUUGGAGGAGUGGGGGCUGGCCAUGUUCAUGCACCUGUACUGCCGCAACAUUCGCCGCCUGCUUGCGUAUCACGUGAAGGAUGUGGUUGAGGCUUUCCUGGAGAAUGCCAACGCUCUGAACGAGUGCGGUGUUAUGGCGGACGUGCUGCUGCGUCGCGUUCCUUCACAGGCGUUGCUGUGCCCACCGGGACAAACCAACCAGAUGACCAACGUGUCGCUGUCAGAUAUGCUGCACAACCUCGCGAAGAGCCCCCUGUUUUUCAGCAAGGAGCGAGGCGUGUAUCUCUUCGAGGAGCACCAAAGUUUUGAAAAAUAUCUGAACGUUGGUGACCCGAGCAGCACUGACUACUCGUCACUCGAACGGCAGCAGUAUGUCUUGGAACGUCUCAUCAUGCUGUCGAAGGACCGAAGUCUUGACAGGUUCAGGUGGAACAAGGGCUCAGCGUGGAAGGGAAAAGAGUGGACGGAAAGCCUUCCCACGGACGCCGAAAUCCUGAUGAACACUUUCUGCUGCAUGAUGGAUAACAUGCUGCCUGCGGACAACGAACGUGACCGGCCAUUCUGGAAGUCCUACUACUUCAGCAAGGGACCAAACCGGCCUUUCACUCCGCGAGUGCGCAGUCGCCUCUUCCUCGUUCAAACAGUCGGGCGUCCUCCUCAUUUCAAGGCGCUGGUGAAGGGUGCGGUUCGCGAAAUCGUCCCGGGCGAGGAGAACUGCUUCCACGCUAUCGUCGUGUACCUUCACGCGGUGAAGAAGAUGAAGGCGGGCUACUUGGAGAGCAUCAAUCUGCAUCGGAUCAUUGAGCAAGUCUUCGACGUUUCCAAGUAA
Messenger RNA from Phytophthora sojae, 1533 nucleotides. RefSeq lists its product as hypothetical. Gene Ontology annotation, cellular component: membrane. The record is from RefSeq and is a predicted model, not a curated record. The coding region runs from base 1 to 1533 and encodes 510 amino acids. The transcript is spliced from 7 exons. NCBI's taxonomy places the organism in Eukaryota, Oomycota, Peronosporomycetes, Peronosporales, Peronosporaceae.